Theobroma cacao (cacao) is the source of this 1364-nucleotide messenger RNA. It is a transcript of the gene ECI1, whose product is annotated as delta(3), delta(2)-enoyl CoA isomerase 1. The record is from RefSeq and is a predicted model, not a curated record. Lineage: Eukaryota; Viridiplantae; Streptophyta; Magnoliopsida; Malvales; Malvaceae. Gene Ontology annotation, cellular component: peroxisome. Gene Ontology annotation, molecular function: delta(3)-delta(2)-enoyl-CoA isomerase activity. Gene Ontology annotation, biological process: fatty acid beta-oxidation.
AAACACUUUUGACUGGAGACUGCGCCCAUUACUUCCAACUAUCAGGAUCUGCCCUUUUCUCCCUGUGAAACCCGAUCACUCCCAAACAAAUAUUCAAGAAUUUUGAGCUCCCAAUACUGCCUUGUAGUUGGGGAAAGGGCUGAAAAACGAAAUUGAAAGAGAAGGGAAAAGAGCCAUUGGUGCCUCGGGUUGAAAGCUUGCUGGAGAUUGUGGUUAAGGUGGGGUUAAGCCGUAAAGAUUCGGCCUAGAAAACUUUUGGAGGAUUGUUGAGAAGAUGAAUUGAAACCUUAAAAAGAGAGUUGGACAAGGAAGAGAAUUAAGCUGCUGAAAAGUUAUUAGAAGUCUAGAAAUAAAGGCUUGUUUGAGCCAAAUUGGAACUGUCAACGAUUCAAGUAGGAGACUUUAAAAGCUUGCUGAAAUUUUUUUUGGUGAAAUUACAUAAAGUUAAAGGAGCGGUCAGUAUUAUUGGUGAGAAUUACCACCAAUUGAGAAACGGAACAAGGUUUUGGCAAAGAGCAAAUCAGAAGAAGAAAAAAUGUGCAUGUGCACGGUAGAGAAGAAAGGUAACUUGUUCAUUUUAACUUUGACCGGAGAAGACGAGCAUCGUCUAAACCCAACUCGAAUCGAUGCAAUCCGUUCAGCACUGAACCGAAUUCGAUCUGACUCCACCUCUCACUCUUGUUCGGCUCUCAUCACCACCGCUCAAGGGAAGUUCUUUUCCAACGGCUAUGAUCUCGCCUGGGCUGGCUCUUCACCAGACAAGAUCCGUUUGAUGUCUUCCAAGCUUCGAGCACUCGUCGCCGAUUUAAUCUCUUUUCCUAUGCCUACCAUCGCUGCCGUCACUGGCCACGCCUGUGCUGGCGGAUUCAUCUUGGCUUUUAGCCAUGACUAUGUUGUUAUGAGAAAAGAUCGAGGGUUUUUGUACAUGAGUGAAAUGGAUAUCGGGCUUAAGAUUCCAGCUUGGUUCAUGGCCCUUAUAAGCUGCAAGAUCGGCGACCCUGUGGUACGACGGGAGGUGGUGCUGAAAGCGAAGAAGUUGACGGCGGAGCAAGGAGUGAAGAGGGGGAUUGUCGACGCGGCGUAUGAUUCUGCAGAGGAAACGGUGAAAGGGGCGAUUGAAUUGGGAGAAAAAUUAACUCAAAAAGGAUGGAACAAACAAGUUUAUAGUGAAAAUAGGAAGCAGCUUUAUAAAGAGAUUUUGGAUCAGCUUGGCGUCGAUGAAACCACUGAUGAUUUGAACAAAGUCUCAAUUGCAGCCUCCAAACUGUAGCAUAAUUUCCAAUGUGGUUAGAGAAAUUAAAGAAAUAUUUGUCAUAAUUUAAGAUUAAUUUUAAUUAAAGUUUGUAUUCAUAUUUCUUCUUUUA